Homalodisca vitripennis (glassy-winged sharpshooter) is the source of this 2407-nucleotide messenger RNA. RefSeq names its product glycine-rich cell wall structural protein 1.8-like. NCBI's taxonomy places the organism in Eukaryota, Metazoa, Arthropoda, Insecta, Hemiptera, Cicadellidae. The transcript has a single exon. The annotation marks the transcript as partial. The record is from RefSeq and is a predicted model, not a curated record.
AUGGCGGCGGGCGGGCGGCGGCGCGGGGGCGGGCGGGGGGGCGGGCGCGCGGGGCGCGGGGGCGGGCGCGGGCGGCGGCGCGGCGGGCGCGGGGGGCGGGGCGGGCCGGGCGGGCGCGCGGCGCGCGGCGGGGGGCGCGGCGGGCGGGGCGGGGGCGGGGGCGGCGGGGGCGCGGCGCGGGGGCGGGCGCGGGGGUGCGGGCGCGGGCGCGGGGCGGGGGCGGCGGCGGCGCGCGGGGUCGCGCGGGGCGGGCGGGCGGCGGGCGCCGCGGGGGGCGGGCGGGGCGGGGCGGCGCGGGGGCGCGGGGGGCGCGGGCGCGGGGGGGGCGCGCCGGCGGGCGGCGUCGCGGGCGGGGGGCGGCUGGGGGGGGGCGGCGGGGGCGGGGCGCGCGGCGGCGGGGGCGGGGGGGCGGGGCGGCGGCGGGCGCGGCGCGGGCGGCGGGCGGCGGCGCGGGCGGGCGGGGCGGCGGGCGGGCGGGGCGGCGGGGCGCGGGCGGCGCGGCGGGGCGGGCGGGGGGCGGGCGGGGCGGGGGCGGGCGGGCGGCGCGGGGCGUGCGGGGCGGGGGGGGCGCGGUGCGGGCGCGUGGCGGGCGGGGCGGGCGGUCGGGCGGCGCGCGGGGCGGGGCGGGCGGGGGGGCCGGCCGCGGGGGGGCCGGCGCGGGGCGGGGGUCGGGGCGGCGGCGCGGGGGCGGGGGCGGCGCGGCGGGAGGGCGGGCGCGGGCGUCGGCGGCGGGGGGGGGGCGGCGGGCGCGGGGGCGGCGGGGCGGGGGGGGGCGCGGCGGCGGGGCGGGCGGGGCGCGGGCGGGGGCGAGGGGCGGCGGGGGCGGGGGGGCGGGCGGCGGGCGGGGGCGGCGGCGGCGGCGCGGCGGGCGGGGCGCGGGGGGCGGGGCGGCGGCGCGGGGGGGCGGUCGGGCCGCGGCGGGCGCGGCGGGGGGCGGCGGGGCGCGGGGGGCGGGCGCGGCGGGGGGGGGCGGGGCGGCAGGGGGCGUGGCGGGGGCGGGCGGGGGCCGGGGCGCGGGGCGGGUCGGCGGGCGGGGGGGCCCGGGGGCGUCGCGUGCGGGGGGGGGCGGCGCCCGGGGCCGGCGGCGGGGCGGGUCGGCGCGGGGGCGGGGGGGCGGCGCCCGGGGGCGGGCGGGGCGGCGCGGCGGGCGCCGCGGGCGGGGGCGGCGCCGGCGGGCGGCGGGGGGGGGGCGGCCGCGCGGGGCGGGGCGGCGGCGGGGCGGGGCGCGCGCGGGGGCGGUCGGGCGGGGCGCUCGGCCGCGGCGGGCGCGCGGGGGCGGCGGGCGGGGCGGGGGGGGGGCGGGGCGGGCGGCGGGGUGGCGACGGGCCGCGGGGGCGGCGGCGCGGGCGGCGGCGGCGCGCGGGGGGGCGCGGGGGCGGGGGGGCGGGGGGCGGCGGCGGGGGGGCGGGCGCGGGGCGGGGGCGGGGGGGCGGCGGCGGCGCGCGGGGGGGGCCGCGCGGCGCGGGCGGCGGGCGGGACUGCGGCGGGGGGCGGCGGGUCGGCGGAAGGGGCGGGCGCGGGGGCGGCGCGGGGGGGGGGGGCGGGCGGGCGGCGCGGGGGCGCGGGGCGGGGCGUUGCGGCGGCCGCGGGGGCGCGGGGGGCGGCGGGGGCGGGGGCGGCGGCGCGCGGGCGGGCGCGGCGGGUGGGGGCGCGGGGCGGGGCGCGGCGGCGGGCGGGGCGGGCGGGCCCGGCGGGGGGGGGGCGGGCCGGGGGGCGCGCGGGGGGGCCGGGCGGUCGGCGCGCGGCGGCGCAGCGGGGGGCGCGCGGCGCGGGGGGGCGCGGGCGCGGGGGGGCGCGGGCGGCGGCGGCGAGAGGCGGUGGGCGGGGGCGCGGGCGGCGGGGCGGCCGCGCGCGGGCGGCAGUCGCGCGCGGCGUGGGGGCGGCGGGCGGCCGCGAGAGAGCGGCGGGGGGAAAGUUGGGGGGGCGGGGGGCGGACGCGCUGCGCUGGACGGGCGGGCGCGGGCGUCUGGGCGGGCGGCGGGCGCGGCCCGGCGGGGCGGCGCGGUCGGUGCGGGGGGGGCGCCCGGGGCGCGGGGCGGGCGGCGUUUUGCCGGUGGCAGGCGGGCGCGUCGGGCGGGGCGCGGCGGGGGUCGGGGGCGGACUCGGCGGCGUCGGCGCCCGGGGGCGGGCCGGCGCGGGUUGCGCGCGGCGGGGCGGCGCGGCGACGCGGUCGCCGGGCGCGUGGCGGGCGCGCGAGGCAGCGGCUGGACGCGGUUUGGGGGCGGGCGAGCGGGCGGCUGGGCGGGGCGCACGGCGGGCGCGGCGAGGCCCGCGUCGGCGGGUCGGGCGCGGCGGCCGGCGCGGCGGGGAUUGCGGCGGCGGGCUCUGGGCCCGGGGCGUUGCGGCCCUGGCGGGGCGGGGGGGCCGGCGCGCGGGCGGGGCGGGCGGGCCGUGCGGGGCGGCGCGG